Zootoca vivipara (common lizard) is the source of this 9620-nucleotide messenger RNA. NCBI's taxonomy places the organism in Eukaryota, Metazoa, Chordata, Lepidosauria, Squamata, Lacertidae. The record is from RefSeq and is a predicted model, not a curated record.
CGGGACUCGGGAGGGAACUCGAACCCGGGAGAUCGGGGCUGGCCUGGCGAGGCUUUCGUCUGGAAUCCGGCCAUUCUCAUUCCUGGCCGGAGGGGGUGUGCCGCUGGAGCCAAAGGUGCAUAGAGCAGGCUUCUUAACCCUUUCCUAAUCCUUGCUCAGUUAAGCAGAAAGUUGCUGGCCUUGGGGAGCUUGCUCAACUCUUGGAAGAAGUUGCAUUUCGUUUUAGUCUACUUCCCCCGCAUGUGUUUUGUCCCUCCACAGUCGUAUGCAUGACACGCUAUUAGUCAGAUGCUGGACUUGCAGCUUAGAAGCCAGUUGGGAAUUGGUCCAAGAAAUUCUUAUGCCGUCUAGAAAUGGAUGCUCCCCCCCCCCGUGUUUAAAUUGUUCGAUGUUUUGCUCCUUGCUGUCAAACUAACGAUACUGAGGACGUUUGUAAGCAAUCAAGUACGCUGGAGUCUAAAUAUACAGAUAGCCUGAUACUGGUCAUCUUAAAUCCCACAGAGUUCAUUUAAUCUUUUGUUUAGGAUUGUAGCUCUGUAUGAUAUAUUGCCUGAAGCUGAUAAUGUUAUCACACUUAAUAUUUUUUCAUUGAUGUGCUUUGAAUAACAUAGCUACAAAUCCAGCAUGGAUAUUUUUUAAGAGCUAAAGAGUAUGCUUAAAGUGGAGCAAAAGUUUAUGCCUUAGCUAAACAUACUUUUAAUUAAAACAUACAAACCUUCAUUUAUCUCUCGCCCUGUUCCAUUAAAAACAAAAUUGUCUUCAUGUGUAUCUCUCUGACUUCUUAUACCAUCCGUUUAUUUCUGAGACCCAAGCAAGUUGCUAUCAUAAUUUUUUUUUAGCUCAAAUAGCAGCAAAACCACUGUACCUUUGCCAUUCAAGCAAAUACAUAAAACUCUCAUCGGAGUUCUGGUUGGUGACAAGAAUGAUUCCGGCAUGUAUUCUGAAAUAUUGUUCUGCUUCAUUGUGAAGAAUGGGCCUCUAGUGCACCACCCUGAUUUUCUUCAAUAAGGCAUAGAAGCAUUUCUUACAGUAGUCACCUUUUAGGUAAACUUGUAUGUAGGAAGAGUAGGGACCUGGGUGGCGCUGUGGGUUAAACCACAGAGCCUAGGGCUUGCUGAUCAGAAGGUUGGCAGUUUGAACCCCUGCGACGGGGUGAGCUCCCGUUGCUCAGUCCCAGCUCCUGCCAACCUAGCAGUUCAAAAGCACGUCAAAGUGCAAGUAGAUAAAUAGGUACCACUCCGUCGGGAAGGCAAACGGCAUUUCCAUGUGCUGCUCUGGUUCGCCAGAAGUGGCUUUGUCAUGUUGGCCACAUGACCUGGAAGCUGUACGCCGGCUCCCUCGGCCAAUAAUGCAAGAUGAGCGUCGCAGCCUCAGAGUUGGUCACGACUGGACCUAAUGGUCAGGGGUAUCUUUACCUUUAAGUAGGAAGAGUAGCAUUAAGAAUAGAAGUAUAAGAACACCCAGGAGCUUUCAUUUGCAUUGGUCUCUUCCAUUUUCCUAUAUUGUCUUCUGUUUUAUUCGGCUUUAGAGGUAUAAAACUAUAUUGCAACUCUAAUCUUCUCUUAUUCCCUUUUUGUGAUAUAAUUGCCCCCCUGACAGAAACACAGCUAUGAAACUAUUUUCUAAAAGGAAGGUGACCUUUUCCCUUCUCUUUGGUUCAUUGGCUAUUUGAGGUGAAAGGGAAGUGUUUUGAAGAGCUGGGAAGUUGUAUCUUGGGAGUUCAAAGGAGAUCCACUAAAAGCUCAGGAAAAAGCCCAUUUUCAAUUAACUGAAUUGUUGACAUAAUUGGAGCUUAGCCUAAACUGAGCAAAACUUUUGGCAGGGAAGCAUUAUUUAUAUUAGCUGGCUGCACCUCUCAUAACAUGUGGACUUAAAUACAAAAAGGAAAUUAUUGGAUUAGGAAUUCCUCAUAUUUUCCCUUUGUGCUGUGGCAUGGCACAGUAAUUUCAGUAAGAGAAGUUAUUAAGGAACAAGAUCUCAUGAUGCGAACUUGAUAUUUUCUACGUAAGCUAUUUUUCUGUUAAUGCAGAAGAUGGUAGAAUGUGAUUAUUGGCUUCCCAGAUUUUCAGAAACUCUUGGUUUGUGUGAUGAGGGCAAUACACAUUGGUGUGAUUGAGGUGCAUCUUUUUAGUUUGUGUAUUUUCUUCUCCACUCACCCAUCUCAGUGUUCUUUGAUUAACCAAUAUACUCUAAACUUUGGGGUGUGUUGUUUGUUUGAAAUAUCUUUGUGGAUAAUGGCAAUUAAAAUGCAAGAAAACUUGCAUCAUAACCCCCUGUUGGUUUUGUGGCUCCUCUCAGCCCAGGCUUCAUUGCAGUGUAUCUUUUGUUGCUGUUUUAAAAAAUACACACAAAGACUCACCCAAUUUUUAAUGGCUUUGUUAGUUGUCCUAGCUUUCUAAAGCAUAGCUAACUAGUCUCCAGUGUGUUUCCAGCCAUAUUGCUGUAUUCACCCUGUCUACUGAACCAAAGGAGUAGGAUUAUGACAGGUAGCUAGAAGUGCUUGAAGUUUUUGCUAAAUGUAGCUGAGAAGCAGCCUAGCUAUAGGGCAGACAUAAGCAAACUCUACCCUCCAGAUGUUUUGGGACUACAAUUCCCAUCAUCCCUGACCACUGGUCCUGUUAGCUAGGGAUCAUGGCAGUUGUAGUCCCAAAACAUCUGGAGGGCCGAGUUUACCUAUGCCUGCUAUAGGGUCAUAUCUUACUGUAGGUUCUUGUUAAGAUGCUAAUGGGCCAUUAAAAUUUAUUUUAACUUAAAAAUGAUGCUUCUGUGUCACUAAGGCAUCCAGGUAUGCAGAAACCACUGCUUUGUUUCUGGGUGGGCCUGUUUCAGUUCCAAACUGCUAGACUUGGGACCACCCACUUGACAUUUGCUUUUGGGUGUUUAAAGUGUUUCACGUAUGUCAUCUUUGUGCAAUCCUUAUGGCAACCCUGUAACAUAUGCCAGCGUUAUCCCCAUAUUGCAGGUGGAGAGCACUGAAUCUGAGAGAUUCCUAAGGCCACUUACAGAGUUUAAGUUUUGUGGCCACUACCCAAAAACCAUAACCUUAUUUAUAAGUCUCACAUUUCAGUAGCUUUCUUUGUGCUCUUGAUUAGAGAAAUGAUUGCAAUUCAUGUACGCCGCAGCCUUUGGGAUCAGUUAGUAUCUUAGCCAUACUCACAAAUGUCACCUACUGCCUCCUGAAUAAAAGAAGUAAAAAAGUAGAUUAAGUUAGCUCAAAUACAGUUGACAGUAAAGUGUCAUGUUCCAAAUAAAUCUCUAGGCCCAUGGAAAGUAAAUAGAAAAAGGCACAAAUGUUUGCACACAACGCAAACCUACUAUACCAGUUACAAUGUGAAACAGGAUCAGGCAUAAAUAUCUUCAUGUGAUGCCAUAGUCUCCAGCAUGAUUUAUAUUCCAGUAGGAUGGAUGCCCUUGUGAUUUCCUGUCCUCUGAAGUUUGCAAGGAAUGUUAAUUAGCUUUAAUUUCUUUGGGAAUGUCUCUGAAUCCUCACCAGUCUAACUAUUGAUAUAACAAAAGCACAUUGACUGUGUAAAUGCUCAACUUGAGGGGCUUGCUUCCUCACUCUAAUGUACUGAGCAAACAUCCUUGUUUGAGCACCGUGAUUUUAGUGUGACAUUCUCCAGUGUUCACUUAUAUUUAUGGCCAGCAAUAGGCUUGUAUUUUUGAAUUGUGCAAGAGUUGAAGGUCCAAGAGCAUUGAUUACCUCUUUCUCUGAGCUGAGACACAGGCAAGGCAUUCUUUAUAAUCUGUUCCAGCAUGACAGCAACAGAAGGAAAGCUUGGCAUGCUCCCUUUAACAGUCACCUUGCCUCUCAUUCUGAAACACAGACAAAAGGCUGGUAGAAAGUGUCUGAUACCUAAAGUAAGGGCAACGUCCUUGAGAGCAGCAGCUGUGUUAGGAGCCGGAUAGAUAACUGGUGGUCCAGAGUCUCUCUGUAUUUAAACCAAAUGAUUGGUUGCUAGAACUUUUAGUUAUGUCACUGGAUUGUAUGACACAAAGAGCUAAUGAUGAGGCCUUUUGGUUAGCAAGAGGGACUUUAAGGUGGACAGUUAAGAAGGUCAAAAGUAUAAUGAAUAUGUUUCUAAUUAAAAAUUUGCAUAGAUUUUCACCAGGCUUCUUACCUGGUAUUCCAAAUAGCUUUCUCCCCCACUUUCCCGUCAUUUUGUUUUUUGUUGUACCACUUGAUUUCUGCAGUCAUUCGCACACCCCUGCCAAAUCUGCCCCCCCUUCUCCCAAUCUUGCCAUUACUGAAAUGUUUUUGGAGCCACUGAUAAGGGUCUUCCCUUUAUACAUUUAUAGUCCUACAUAAUACUAGCUGAAGACAAAUGUUUUCCAUUUUUCUUACUGAUUCUGUGUAUGCUUUAGCUGGUCACUGCCAAAAUAACUUUCCCGUUACGUGGGUUGUGAUGAUGACCUUAACUCAUCAUCCUCAAUAUCUUUAGCCUCUUCAGUUAAAAUGAAGAGCAGAAAGUACAAAGUACAAAGGUACACUUUGCGGUUCGAGGACCCGCCCCCGUGAGAAAUAAAGACACAGUGACACAUGGAUUUGAGUUAAUGGGUAAAAUAAGGCCACAAUUUCAUUGGUUAGAGGCUGAGCAAGUGAGAGGUAUUGGCUUAGGCAUUGGACACCCUAGCAAGCGUGACUCCACCCUGCUCAGCGGGGGGGGGGGUGUCAUAUAAGGUUAACACCCCGAGGGAGGAGCCUGUUGAUGCAAAUACAACUGAAAGCUCCCCCUGGUGUCACCGGGGGUGGUGCCAUGGCCCUAGCCCCCAGCAGGGCAUCGGACGGGAUCCACGACCGCCGGAUCCCUUAAGGGGGGAUACCUGAGUAAUCAUGGAAAAAGAGGAGACGUGCUCUUGUGGAUCAGGACUUUGUUAAAUAGUAAGCAGUGGACUGUUCUCUGAAUGGAGAGGUGUAGAAAGUGGAGUCCACCAAGGACUCUAGAACUGGUAGACAUCCAAUGGAGCUAAUUGUGGAAACAUUCAGAAUAGUAGCUAAAGGGAAGUUCUCCUUCAUUUCAUGCAUAGUUAAACUAUGGAACUUGCUCCCAUAGUCAACUCUAUCACCCGUAUUAUACUCCCAUAAAUAUCAUUCUAGAGGUGUUUUCCUCAACUUUAGAUGAUACGGGACUAUGGGGAAGGCUGGCAGGCUUGGGUCAGGAGAUUUUUCUGCUCGCCUUCCAUAUACUUCAUAAGGAUUGUUUCCCUAUUGUCUUUGUAGUCAGCCAUGCUUGGCAGCAACAGGAAGUAAAAGAAGGGGCAGCUAGUACAAAAAAUGCUAUGUGCCCCCCCCUCCCCGAUGCUUGGUGUAUCUUGGGACGAACAGUAUGACGUAGGAGCAGUGUUUAUAAGGGACACAGAGUCUUGCUUUGGGAGGUAGUAAGAACUUAUUUUCGUAGAAGGACAAAACCCAGCACUAAUUUGAAAAAGCUCCAAUAAAUCCAGGAAAUAUUUGCUGCCAAAAUGCUCUCAGGAAAUAUUGGAUCGGUCUUUCCAUUAUCCCCCUAGCACAUGUAAACAAAAAAGCUUGGCUUUACAACAUCAUCAAAUAAACUAAGUCUCUUUUAUUGUUCCACUGCAGUGAGAAAGGGGAGAUAAAAACCUUGGGGAGGUUGAUGAAUGUUUUCUCUGAUGGUGUACUUUAGUUUUGUACUUGUUGCACCACAUAAUAUGUGAAUUUCUUUUUCAUAUAAUUGUUCACAAAGUUCUGUUUGAUUUAAGAGUUAAGCAGCGAAUAGACUACUGUAUUUAGUCUUCCUGCCUAGACUGAUUGAAUGUUUUAAGCAUUUAAAAUUGAUAUUGCUUGUAGUUGGAAGAUGUGGAAAUUGAUUAUAGAAAUAUAUGCACACACCUACCUUUGAAGAUCAAAAUCGCUAUUGAGAUUAAGGCUUUUAAAAAUAUUUGAAUUGGAAUACGAUAAAGUGAAUUUUACAUUCAUCUUUUGUUGAUCCAAAAGUGCAUAUGGUCAAAUCUGUUAGUUGUUGAGGUUUAAAACUUUGGACUCUAUUACAUACUUGUUUGUUACUAGGUUUUGGAGUGUUGUCCUUUUGGAUUACCCUUCAAGCUCCCUUUUCUUUAGUCUUGAUGAAGGGCAGGGCAAAAUGCUACAGGAAAUAUUUUCACAUUGUUUUGCCAUUGACCUCUUCUUCGCAAUGCUGUUGGGACUGCCCAAAAGCACAGCAUGGGUGUGAAGACCAGCAGUAACCUGUUGAGAGUGGUGGGGCUAGAUUGAAUGGAGUUUACACAUGCCUAUUCGUCUCCAGGGUUGAGCUGUGUUAAAUUAAUUGUUGCAAGUAAAUUAAAGUCAAGUAAAAACCCAUCUGUCUAGAAAAUUCCCUCCACGGCCACGCCCACCUUCGUGCUUCCUGGAGUUAAACUAAAACUGCAGUCUUACAUUGCUAGGCAGCAAGUCCUCUGAACACUGUGAGGUUUAUCGGUUGUGAUGUGAUACAGCCGCAUAACCAUAGCUUUCCGACAAAACUGAUAAAGGCUCUAGUUGGUUUUUAGUGCUGCUUAGUCCCAUGUAUUUCUCAUGACACCCCCCCUCCCUGGGAAUAAAUACAGGGCAGUCACAGAUGGCGUAGAGGUGGAGAAGGACCUGCUUAACUCUUUUCCUACUAGUCAUUUAUUUGUUCACUCAAAAUCCCCCUGUGGCUUCCCAACUAUUGUGGGGAAAUAUACAAAGUUGUGGGACCCCAUAUGCUUUCCCCUGCACAAUCUCUGACCCAUGCUCAUUCAUUUCUUUGUAUGGUUUUGGUACUUACAGAAAUUUAGAAACUUGGGAGCAUUUCUUUUCGAUAUGAGGACAGUCUAUCUCAAGGACAAUUCAGAAGACUGUUACAAUGAUUAAUUAGCUGCUUUGAGCAUAGUGAGAAGGAACGCAAUCCGUCUCCUCCAUCUCUGAUCUACAAUGAGUGCCAAAUCCGCUAUCAGCAAAGAGAUUUUCGCUCCGCAUGAUGAAAGAAUGUUGGGAGCAGUCCAGGUAAAAAGGAGAACGAAGAAAAAGAUUCCCUUUUUGGCAACGGGGGGUCAGGGCGAAUAUUCAACUUACAUCUGUUUGUCAGUGACAAACAAGAAACCUGCACAGGCAUCUAUUACAAAAGUAAAACAGUUUGACGGUUCCACAUCUUUUGUCCGAAGGUCGCAGUGGAUGCUUGAACAACUUCGCCAGGUUAAUGGAAUAGACCCUCAUAAGGAUUCCCCAGAAUUUGAUUUACUAUUUGAAAAUGCUUUUGACCAAUGGGUAGCAAGCACAGCCUCUGAAAAAUGUACAUUCUUUCAAAUUCUCCAUCACACCUGUCAGCGGUACCUUACAGACAAAAAGCCAGAAUUUAUUAAUUGCCAGUCUAAAAUUAUUGGAGGAAAUAGCAUAUUACAUUCAGCUGCAGACAGUGUAACCAGUGCAGUACAGAAGGCAAGUCAAGCUUUGAAUGAGCGUGGUGAAAGGUUAGGUCGAGCAGAGGAAAAGACGGAGGAUAUGAAGAACAGUGCUCAGCAGUUUGCAGAAACUGCACACAAGCUUGCUAUGAAGCACAAGUGCUGAAAAUGCCUACUGUAAAGAUCUUUCCAAGAGGAACUGAAAAGCUAGAUUCAUCGUUUUUUUACUGGAGAUACAACCACAUGUCUGCUUUUUUCUACAGUUCAUUGAAGCCCAGUUAUUCCAGUUACUAUGUAGGAAAUAAGUUGUAUUCCUAUCUUUUUGUAUUGCUAAGCCAUUCUGCACUAUUACCAUAUAUACAUAUAUUUUAAUUUAAAAUAAGAGAUGGUGUUAACAUGGAAAUUGGACCAAAGGACAUACUGAACUGCAUUGAUCUUCAACAUCGCACUUUUCCCAGUAUUAAGAAAGAAGAAAUAAAACUACCUACGGGGAAGAUUACCAAAUGAAAAUAAAAUCCAAGGAAUUUGGUUUACAAUGAUCUCUUUGAACAAUUUUAGAGCUACAUAGUUUAUGCCUUCAAUCACUGAGCAAAACGAAAUGAAUUAUUUGCUAUGAAAAAGCAUCCUUCUCAUUUCUGCCAGGAUUAAUACUCAUAUUUUGCAUGUGCCAUCACCAGCACCACAGUGCAGAUCUGGAUUUGAGAUGUCUCCCUGCGGUCAACACUACAUUUUCAAAAUAGCUUCUUUUUUACUGUUCUGAUUUAUUCUUUGGACUAUAUAAAACCACCUAGAAUUCACACUUGAGAUGUUAAGGCCUAAGGAAACUCCGUUGAUUAAAUUUCUAAAUGUCUCUACAUUUAGUCUGGAAUUUAGCAGAAUUUUCCCUUUGUAAAUGACAUUUUUUUUUAAAAAAAAAAGAGAGAACAUUCCAAAUCCACAUUAUACAGGAAUCAUUCCAGCAUUUUAAUGUGUCCACGAACACUUGCUGAAGCUGCAGUUCUGCUUAAUGUUAAGCAUGCUUCAAUUUUAGUGCUUUGAGUAACUUUGGUACAUUUAUUCCCAACACUGCAGCCUCACCAUCCUUGGCUAGGAGAAGCUAAGUUUGAGCUGCCCUUGCAUUGCGUGGUUCCCAAGGAGGCUCAUAAUUUUAGCGUAACUAAAAUUAACCUAGCAUUUUGUGGAAUACUCACUUGCACACACACAAGUUUUGUUGGUUUUGAAGUUUUUGCCUUUUGAUCUAACAACAUGCACAAAAGCCUCUUGGUUGAGUUUGGGAACUGGAGCUAUGCAUGGAGUUCUUGGCACUAGAGCUCAGCAUCCAAUACUUAGGGUUCGCAGUUACUCAAUUAGCUUGCAACACUUGAUCUAUAAGCACAUCCAUUGCACAUGAAGUCAGUUCUGUCUGCUUUGUCAGCAUCAGUACCAGACCAUCCCUUAAAGAGAUGAUUGAGUCGUGUGGAUCCAACCACACUUUUUCCUCUGAUAGAACUGAAUAUUUGCUAGGCAUAGGAAGAUAUGUGUGCAGAAAAUGUGAGGGUCUUUCCAUGACUCUCCAGAACAACCCCCCCUCCAUAAAUUACAGCAAGUGUUUCAGGAUUUCUGAUAUAUUUUGCAUUUUCUUUUCUGAUUUCCCUCCCUGAUUUGAAUUUUUAGAUCCAAAGUGAUAUGUGAGCAGAAUUUCAUGUUAUUUCACUGCUGUUGCAUUAUAGAUGGUGAUCUAUAAUGUUUUUUGAGUAAGGCAGCCCAAGAGAUGAGAAAAAUGGUUUGUAGAUACAGGAGAGCAAAAAUUCUGCAGUUAUAUUUUAUUUUUGUUUGCACAGGUACCAGCAAAACAAAAGAAGCAGCUUUUAAUGCAGAUGAACCUUUAAAUCAACACAGAGAGAACAUCCAUUUAAUUAGACUUAACUGCCCAUUAGAUUUGUUUGAAAUUGUAAGAGAAAAGUGGUUUUGUGGGCACCCCCCUUAGGAGUUACAACAGCACAAGCCUGGCAGUUAGACAUGUUCCAGUUCAAAAUAAGGUGGCUGAACGUAACAUCUUCACUGUUCAUCCAAGGUGCAUUUUGAACCAUUGGCUCCACCUGACACACCCACUGCUCAAGAAUUAAAUGGGCCAGAGAAAUAUCCAAUAGAACUUUGCCCUUUGAAAUUAGACUAAAGCAUACAACAUUUUCCAAAGCAAUUUUGUUGCCAGUUUUUCAUUACUCUUAUUAAUAGGCUUGGGCGAGGCAGGGGUGUCAGGAUAA